Molecule: messenger RNA, 2438 nt
Organism: Pteronotus mesoamericanus
Lineage: Eukaryota; Metazoa; Chordata; Mammalia; Chiroptera; Mormoopidae
Gene: CLN6
Product: CLN6 transmembrane ER protein
Exons: 8
Coding region: 64-1107 (347 amino acids)
Biological process (GO): lysosome organization
Cellular component (GO): endoplasmic reticulum; membrane
Source: RefSeq, a predicted model, not a curated record
UCGGGCCCUCUUUGACUUAGGAAAGCAGGGCCGAGGAGCCGGCCGGCUGGCGGCGGGGCAGCCAUGGAGGGCACGGCGCGGAGGCGGCAGCAGCCAGGAGCGGCGGGCGCGCAGCCGGGCGCCUCCUUCCUGCAAGCCAGGCACAGCUCCAUCAAAGCCGAUGAGGCCGCCGGCACGGCUCCCUUCCACCUCGACCUGUGGUUCUACUUCACUCUGCAGAACUGGCUUCUGGACUUUGGCCGCCCCAUUGCCAUGCUGGUGUUCCCUCUCGAAUGGUUUCCGCUCAACAAGCCCAGCGUGGGGGACUACUUCCACAUGGCCUACAACAUCAUCACACCCUUCCUCCUGCUCAAGCUCAUCGAGCGAUCACCCCGCACCUUGCCUCGCUCCAUGGUCUACGUCAGCAUCAUCACCUUCAUCAUGGGCGCCAGCAUCCACCUGGUGGGCGACUCCGUGAACCACCGCCUGCUCUUCAGUGGCUACCAGCACCAUCUGUCAGUCCGUGAGAACCCCAUCAUCAAGAAUCUCAAGCCCGAGACACUGAUCGACUCCUUCGAGCUGCUUUACUACUAUGACGAGUACCUGGGCCACUCCAUGUGGUACAUCCCCUUCUUCCUCAUCCUCUUCAUGUACUUCAGUGGCUGUUUCACUCCCACCAAAGCCGAGAGCUCAAUGCCAAGGGCAGCCCUGCUCUUGAUGGUGCCCAGUGGCCUGUACUACUGGCUCCCCCGUGGGAUGGUGAGUGUCACGGGAAGGACUGACCCCUCUCUCAUGGGAAGCCUUCAUCAAAAUGGAAAGGACCUUCUUACCUGGAGCCAGCUGCAACCCACCUCCAGGUACCUGGUCACCGAGGGCCAGAUCUUCAUCCUCUUCAUCUUCACCUUCUUCGCCAUGCUGGCCCUUGUCCUGCACCAGAAGCGCAAGAGCCUCUUUCUGGACAGCAACGGCCUCUUCCUCUUCUACUCCUUCACCCUCACCCUCCUGCUGGUGGCGAUCUGGGUCGCCUGGCUAUGGAAUGACCCUGUACUCAGAAAGAAGUACCCAGGCGUCAUCUACGUCCCUGAGCCCUGGGCCUUCUACACCCUCCACAUCAGCAGCCGACGCUGAGUCCCUGGCACCGGCCCCCAGUGCUCUGUUGGCAGGAGAUGGGCCAUAGCGGGGGCGUGAGCAUGGGGGGCCGGGGCUGCGCACGCACGUGUGCAUAACCAUGACUGAGAACAUGAGUGAGAGUACACAUUGUGCACAUGGAGAGGUAGGUGUGUAUGUGCGCGCACAUACGUGUGGAGUGUAUCAUCGGAAGACUCAAUUGUUUUGUUCAAGUUUCUGUUUGGUUGGGAUCUCUCCAGGGUGGGAUUUAGUUUACAGGCAGUGUGUCCAGGCCAAGAUAUGAGCAGUGCCUUCCUGGGAGCCUGCCUGGAGUCGGGGCCCCUCACUCUCACUGCUCAGGGCUGAUCCUUCCUUCCUGGGAAGCUCCUGGUACCUGUACAGGGGAGCCCUGGGUGGGGCUGUGGGGAGGGGAUUUGGCAUGUCAUCUAGCCCCUGGCCCACUCCUCAGACCCACCCUGACCCUGGAAGCCAGGUUACAUAUGUUACAUGAACUUUCUGUGUAUUACAUGAACUUUUUGUGUAUUACUGAGCAAAACAUGUCCCUUCUCUGGGUUUCAUUUCCACUAGAUGGGCCCAGGGUUCCAAAGUGGGUUGGUGGGCUAGUUGCAGUCUCCUCUUGGGACAGCCUGGGAAUCGAUGAGUAGUUUUAUAUGGUCACUGUCCUUGUACCCUGAAAGAGGUAUGUGCACCCCAGGCCCUCACCCUGCCUCAGGUUGUGCGGGGUGUUGAGCCACCCGGCCCCAAGGAUGCACAUGCCAGCCUGCUCACCUACUCCCCAGCCAGAUGUUGGGGUCUGGCGAUAGCAGCUCUCCAGCCACCUCCCUCUGCCAGAAGCUCCGUCUCCAUCUUCCAGGAGGGUCGUGGCACUCACUUCCUGUCAGCCUGACUGCAGGUUUUUGAGCUGCAGCUGAUGGCAGGGUCCUCAAACCCUUGCCCUGUUCCCUGAACUCCUUUGGGGGGCAGGUAUUGAGGCUCCCUGCAGUCGGCCUUGCCUCAGUCUGAACCUCAGGCCUCCUGCCAGGGCCCUGCUCCCAGAAAAGGAAGGCCUCAUUCCCAGCAGGACGCACCCCCGCUUCUCCAGGCGCUAUGUACAGGUCUCCUCACAGCUGCAGGGAUCACGGCCGCGUUCCCAGCCAGCACUGGCCCACGUGUGCUUGUGGGUCUUGAGGGGCCUGUCUUGCCUUCCCUGGGCCCCACCUCCUCCUCUGUUCUCAGGGAGCCCCAUGCCUCGGAUUCUCCUUUCACGUUGGGGCCCCUCUGCAGCCACUAGGGUUUCCCCAGCCUCUGGUCGGUCCCUGUCUGCUGGCAGCAUCGGGUGGUGAGAGGUGUGA